This is a messenger RNA of Peniophora sp. CBMAI 1063, 1800 nucleotides long. The record is from the annotation of a GenBank genome assembly. NCBI's taxonomy places the organism in Eukaryota, Fungi, Basidiomycota, Agaricomycetes, Russulales, Peniophoraceae.
AUGCCGGAGACGACGAGCAACGAGCCGCGCUUCAACGGUCACUUUCGCACCCCGUCAUGGACAUCCGAGCAAGAAGACUUCGCGCGGCGACUGCGCUCGCAACCUGGCGCUGCUUUGGGCCACCUCCGUAACCUCGCGCUCUCUCGCAAGCCCGGGCCUAUGAAACCCGAUCACCCAUUCGUGCGGGCGGCCGAAGUGCUCGCCGAGCGCAUCAGCGAGCCGAACACGGAGAAGAGAGACUCCAGGAUUCCGCUUUCGACAUUUACGGUGGAGGAGUUUGGAAUCGAGUUCUGGCGCGCAUGCCUGAGCAACGAGAUGCUGCUGGUGCUCGUCGAUUGCUUUACGGACCCGUACCUGCCGGAGCACCCUGAGCGAUACUUCGACUCGAUCCUCGCAAGCCUGCUUGGUCUGCUCUACAUAUGGAUCCACGUCCGCCAGCCGAGCUCGAAGCCGAGUUACCCGCGCCCGUCGCGGUUCCAGAUCAGCCAUUUCUUGGGGGCGUUUGUCAGCGUCGAAGAUGUGUGGGUCAGUCUGUGGGACGAGAAGGAUAGGCUGUUUGUUGUGGGGAGCGUGGAGAGAUCGUUGUGGCGAAUCGUCACUAUUGAGCGGUUAUGCGCGGCGGUGCAUCAGAUCACGAAACCUGACUUCUUGGAGAUCUACGUGACAGAUUACGCGUCGAGGCUAGGGCACGUCGCACUAUACGCUUGGACACUUCUCCACCCGGGGACAACAUUGGCGCCAUUAUGCAAAGAGAGCGGUAUACCGUGGACGACGCAUCAAGCCCUCUCCGUCUUCCUCACUAUCAUCGGCAUGAAAGAAGAAUACGGCGAUGAAGGCAUUGGCGCCUACGCGACGGACCUCGUCGAAUCCGUCGGACCCGACGCGAUCAUACGCGCGUUCCAGGGCGCGCUGGCCGAUGAGAAACUCAUGAAGGGUAGCGCGCUUUUCGCGUUACUUGAGACAGCCGAAUGCGUCAUCAGAUCAGGCGAUGACAGGAUUGGAGAAGCAUGCGCGACGUACCCGCUCAUGACACCGCUAUAUGAAUCGCUUGCGAGGUAUCUGGACGCGCAGUAUGAGAAGGAUCCGCAGGCGAGGGGAAGGCAAGACCGCGUAAUCAACAUACUGAUUGCGAACAAGUUGGCGCCGGUGAUGGAGCUGUUCGGUCGUGGACUCGCGAGGAGAACGAUAUCGCCCGGACUGGUCCCGGCUCGUACGACGUGGUGUCUCUUUGGCUACAUGCUGGAUACAGUCAUGGAUCUCGUUGAGCUCAAGAUCGGCGCACAAGAUAACCAACGAAACUCGCUUCUGGAGAAGUUCAGAGUCGCGUUUGCUCGUGUGAUUGACGUGUGGUGCGACGGGAUUGAUGACAGCAAAUGGAACACCGAACGCGGGCUGCCGUCCACGACAGUCGCCUCCCUCCGUUCCGAAGCGCGCGACUUCUGGUAUCCUACUCUUCGGCAGAUGCGCAAAGCCGGCCUAAUGACCGCACCCUUACCCGGCUGCUCGAAUAUUGUGAAAUCCUGGGUGAAGUUCGGCAAGGCCUUAGGGCUGGAUGAAGAUAAGGACAGAGACGAGUAUCAUAUGGUACGAACGCAGUACUGGUGUGCGUGGCACGAAUGCGAGCAUCAUGCCGAUACGCCGAGCCCAAGGAGGUUGAAGAAGUGCGCGAGGUGUAAGGGGGCGUGCUAUUGCUCGGCGGCAUGUCGCAAGAGCGACUGGCUCCAUGGUCAUCGGGAGAGCUGUCUACCUCAGCCUGCAGGAGCACAGACGUUGGACAAGGGCGCUGAGUCCGUAGAUUAG